Molecule: messenger RNA, 123 nt
Organism: Echinococcus granulosus
Lineage: Eukaryota; Metazoa; Platyhelminthes; Cestoda; Cyclophyllidea; Taeniidae
Exons: 2
Coding region: 1-123 (40 amino acids)
Source: RefSeq, a predicted model, not a curated record
AUGCAUGAGUGCGUGAAUGAAGUUGAACGCGGCCAUAUAAUGAGUAUGUACGAUCUCUUUCUCAGUGGCGGCUCAGCAGCGCGUGCAUUUGUGUGUACACGAUGGAGUCCACGCAGAACCUGA